Staurois parvus is the source of this 378-nucleotide messenger RNA. Lineage: Eukaryota; Metazoa; Chordata; Amphibia; Anura; Ranidae. The record is from the annotation of a GenBank genome assembly.
GCCUCCCGCCCGCCAUAUAGUGUAAUGAUGGGCGCAAGGCAGUUCUCUCGGACACAGUGGAUCACCGAUCAACCGAAAGAGCCGCGGAUCUGUCACGCUGACAGCUCAAGAGGAGAGCAGAGCCGGUAAUCGGCAUCCCUCAGAGGGGACAUGUGCUCUGAUCAUCAGGGCACUGAUGAUCAAUGUGCCCUGAUGAUCAGUGUAGUCCCAGCAGUGCCACCUGUCAGUGUCCAUCAGUGCCAGCUGUCAGUGCUCAUCCAUGCCACCUGCCAGUGCCCAUCAGUGCCACAUCAAUGUCACAUAUCAGUGCCUACCAGUGCACAUCAAUGCCACAUAUCAGUGCCCAUCUGAGCUGCCUUUCAGUGUCACCCAUCAGUG